AUGUCUUCUAUUGAUAUAAAUGAAGCAGACGUUAUUGUCCUUUCAGAAGGUCUUAAGAAAUUAGACUCGUUGUAUAGUGAGAUGAGUCAAUCAUUGAAGAAGAUCAGUUCUACUACCUCAACUGCUUCUCAAUUAUUUACACCUAUACUCAAGAAGAACCAACAAUUGAAUAUUCUACAAUACAAUAUAGAGUCCAGUUUGAAUUCCGUAGCUUCAGUGAAGGAUCUCGCCAACGAUGCUUCCAAGCAUGAGAUUAUUUUGGAACAAUCAAUUGCAAAAGUUGGUUUGAAACCUUAUAUCAAUGCGAUCCACAAGAUAGACGAUAUCUUGGAAGACCUCAAUGAGAGAACACACUCAAAUGAUACUUCUGAAUUUGCAGGUAUGGUUACACAUCUGAAAGAAUUGAUUUUCGAUGGUGAGAGGAAUUUACAGAUCUAUUUCAACAAAUUACUGAACUCGAUCCAGCCAUUCGAUCCGCAAAUUAAUAUGAAUAAAAAAAUACCAUUCCCAUACUAUGAUGACGAAUAUUUGGGACAAAUGUCGCUUAUAUUGGAUUAUUUCGAGAAUUCAACUCAAAACGCACAAAUAGUGGAUCUUUUUAUCAAACAGCGGGUCCGUUUGAUAUCACAAUCAUUGGCUUUCUUAGAACCUUUCACGAAACAAAUAUCAUCUGGACCUAAUGUACCAUACCAAAAGGGGAGUAGUGGUGUAAACAGUUACACCGAGGCGAUGCUAGGCUUCAUUGCUAACGAAAACUCUUUGAUUCAAGAUUUAUAUUCUAAAGAAACUUCAAGGCAACCUGUGAUAUAUGCCAAACUUUGUUCCCCCAUCAUUCAAAAUUACUUGAAGAUCAUAAGGCACAAUAGACAACUAUUGAAGGAUAAUAGAGAAAACAUAGGGUUGUUCUCAUUUGAAUUGAGUGACAAAGUCAACGAUGUUCUACGAUCUCUAAGAGGUAAAGAUAUUGCCGAAGCGGAUUAUUUGAAUAGUGAGUUGAUAGAAAUUCAAAGGAUAUCACAUUCGUUAUUUCAAGAGUUAUUCGCAUAUAUUAAUACAAAAACGCGCAGCAUGUCUCAAUUACCAUCUGAUAAUGGUGUCCCUGAACCAACUGUGGAUAUAAUGUCGAAAAUAAGAAAGUUUAGUGAAUAUAAGUCAGGGUGCCUGUCUACCAUCCAGGCCAUGUCACGUUCGCAGUGGUUACCAAAGGAUCCAAAAAUUUCUUGGACAAUUACCAAAAACCAACUGGAAGAUCUUUCAAGUGCUAAUCUUUUAUCUUCCUUCUUUGGUGACGCCAUUGACUAUCUCUUAUUCGGACUUGAACGUAGAGCUCAAGAAACUUUGAACCCACAACAUGAAAUACAUUUAUUGUCAAAUAAAAGGUUCCCUAAUAUCCAAAGAAUCGGGUUUUUCCUUUUGAAUAACCUAAGCUUGAUCGAUCAGAUUGUUCAAAGGUCUGAAAUAAACUCUAUCCUAGGAAGUGCUGGGCUAGCACGACUUGAAAGUUUAAGAAAAAAAUACAUUAAUUACUAUGUCUCGGAUUGGAGAGAUCUCACCUCUAUUCUUUUGGAUCAAAUAUUUGUUGAUAGCUCUGGUAAAGUUUCAUCAAAAGAAAAGGAUCAAAUCAAAGAAAAGUUCAAGAAGUUUCAUGAUGGAUUCGAAGACUUGGUAUCCAGAUCAAAAUCGUACCGUAUUUCUGAUCCAGCUCUAAAAAAAAUAUUGAGACAAGAGAUCCUUUCGUUGGUACUCCCUAUGUAUGAACGUUUCUACAACCGUUAUAAGGACUCCUUUAAACAUCCCAGAAAACACAUCAAAUAUACUCCCUCUGAGUUGAUGAACGUUCUUAAUACUAUCAUUAAAUAA
This is a messenger RNA of Kluyveromyces lactis, 1860 nucleotides long. It is a transcript of the gene EXO70, whose product is annotated as GTP-Rho binding exocyst subunit EXO70. The coding region runs from base 1 to 1860 and encodes 619 amino acids. The transcript has a single exon. Gene Ontology annotation, molecular function: phosphatidylinositol-4,5-bisphosphate binding. NCBI's taxonomy places the organism in Eukaryota, Fungi, Ascomycota, Saccharomycetes, Saccharomycetales, Saccharomycetaceae. The record is from RefSeq and is a predicted model, not a curated record. Gene Ontology annotation, cellular component: exocyst. Gene Ontology annotation, biological process: exocytosis.